This is a messenger RNA of Fibroporia radiculosa, 1773 nucleotides long. RefSeq lists its product as uncharacterized. The record is from RefSeq and is a predicted model, not a curated record. The coding region runs from base 1 to 1773 and encodes 590 amino acids. NCBI's taxonomy places the organism in Eukaryota, Fungi, Basidiomycota, Agaricomycetes, Polyporales, Fibroporiaceae. Gene Ontology annotation, molecular function: FAD binding. The transcript has 8 exons.
AUGACAUCUACUCCCCCUCUUCCCGUGCUCAUUGUAGGAGCAGGCACGUCGGGCCUCACGCUGGCCCUGACUCUCGCGCAGAAUGCAAUUAAAGUCCGGGUCAUCGAGAUGGACGAGAACCACCAUGUCGGCCAACGCGGGGCUGGGAUCCAGCCCAGGACACUCGAGGCGUACAACUUCCUGGGCAUUUUGCCCGAUAUCUAUGCGCGCGGAAUCCCGCUCAUGCCGAUGCGCGCGUACAGGCUCCCCGGGGGAGUCGAGCCCCUCGAGACAUUCGAUAUAGUGCCGAUAGAGGAGCCGACGCCGUCAGCCCCGUUUAUCAAUCCAUUCCUGCUCGGGCAGCCCGCGGCGGAGGAGAUCAUGCGCACUCAUCUGGAUAAGUAUGGUUGCCACGUGGAGCUCGGCACCGAAUUGCGCACCCUGGAGCAGCAUGAUGACCACGUAACCGCUCGUAUCGUGAAGAGAGCAGGGCAGAAGGAGGUCGAAGAGACGGUCGAAUGCCGCUGGCUCGUCGGAGCCGAUGGUGCAAAAAGUGGUAUAGUCCGGAAACAGAUGGGCGCAACGUUUCUGGGCGAAACAAUACCGCAGAAGACAUUGGUUGGCCUGAUCGAGGUGAAGAACCUCACCGCAGAGGCAAGCCAUUAUAUCGCGCAUGUUUACAUCCGCACGCUCAUUGUUGUGAUAGUAUUGGCAUUUUUGGCGAGAUGCCCCCUCCACGAUGUAAGCUACCUGAAUUGCUGCGAUGCUAGCAAAGCUUUACUGUGGCUAUACAGAAUGAUGCUUAGACCUACUGAACUGGAGGGCACAUUUGCUUUCUCACUGGGAGGAAGCCAUGAUCGCUCACAAAUCCUGUCUGACGAUGAUGCGUUGGCCAAAGCUCUACGUGAAGCAACACAACGAAGCGACAUAGAGUUUGGUAAGAUAACGUGGAAGUCUCACUACGUAGCCAAUGUUCGAAUGGUGAACAAAUUUGGAGAGGGACGUGUUUUCGUCGUAGGAGACGCUGCCCAUGUGCACAGUCCGGCUGGCGGGCAGGGAUUGAACUCUGGGGUGCAAGAUUCUUUUAAUCUAGGCUGGAAAAUCGCACUCGUCGAGAAGGGGCUUGCCGCUCCGUCACUCUUGGCCACCUAUUCUGAGGAACGUAUCCCCGUGAUCCGCCACAUGCUCGGGGAGACCACGAGGAUCUACAACAGAACUCUGAAUCCUGCUCGCGAGAACGACAGUCCGAACAUGGGCUGGAAAUCGCGCGUACACUUGAAGCAGCUCGGAAUAAACUGCCGCUGGAGCUCCAUCGUCGUGGAUGAGCGCCACUCAUCUACGUCUGAAGAGGAGCGUGAACCCCUGGACGCUUAUAGCGGGGAUGGGAUUCUCAGGGCGGGAGAUAGGGCCCCCGAUGCUCCCGGACUGGUGGGCGCGAGUGCGAGCACUAACGCGGAGACCACUUCCCUAUUUCGCGUGUUCAAGCCUUCUCAUCAUACCGUGCUCCUCUUCUCUGCGGAGCCUACAAAAGUCGCGCCGGCCCUCGAUGCGCUGAAGGGAUAUCCUGAGGAGGUGAUUUGUACAAUGGUCAUCUAUCCUAAGGACGCCACAGCGGUCGACGGUGCGGAGCAAAAUUUUAUGGAUCGAGACGGGCAUGCAUUUGCAGGAUACGGGGUCUCCGCGGAUGAAACGAUAAUCGUCGUCGUCAGGCCUGACGGGGUCGUUGGUUGCGUUGUGCGCGGGGUGGAGGGUUUGAAGACGUAUUUCCGAGGAGUCUUCUCAGCAAUAGCUUGA